UACUUUGUCAACUCCUCCCCGCCUCCGUAAUGAGAAGCAGUGAAGUACAAGGAUCGUAUAAAUACUCCUCUAUCUUGAGAAGGUUGCAUGAAGCUAUAGGAACCAUUUAGCAUGACAAUGCCCAAUACCAAUAGCAUGUUCAGCUUUUCCUGUAUUGUCGUCCUAGCCCUAGGCAGUAGAACCUGUAGUUGCUUGCAGUUUACUUAUCCCAACUUCAACGCAAUCAAGAUGGAUGAUUUCACCUUCAGCCCAGGCUCAACAAUUGCAGAUGGUGCCUUGCAGAUCACCCCAAGUACCGGAAACAUGCGCCACCGGUCGGGGAGACUGGUUUAUGCAAGGGAAACCCUCAAGCUGUGGAACAACAAGCGCAUGGCGCCCACCUCGUUCAGGACAGAUUUCCUGCUCAACAUCCUCCCCGGUCAGAAUGGGGCUGGAGAAGGUAUGGCAUUUGUUCUCACAAACAAUCCAUCGUUGCCCAACAAAAGCAGUGGCCAAUGGCUUGGCAUAUGUAAUGCCACGACAGAUGGCACAAAGACGGAUCCAGUAGUAGCUGUCGAGUUUGACACGAGGAGGAGCUAUGAGGAUGACCUUGACGCCAACCAUAUCGGCAUCGACAUCGACAGCAUCAAAUCUAUUCGGCAGUACCCGCUUAGUAAUGUUUCCAUCAUCCUCUCAAGUGGGUCUGAUGUAUGGGUGUACCAAGGAGAUAUCUACAUUGAUCUAUCACAGUUUCUGCAGGACAAGAUAUAUCUGGUAUUUGCAGGUUCCACUGGCAACUUCACCCAACUGAACCAGAUAAAGGCGUGGAACUUCACCAUGAUAGAUGAAUAA
Triticum dicoccoides is the source of this 831-nucleotide messenger RNA. Its product is annotated as probable L-type lectin-domain containing receptor kinase S.5. Lineage: Eukaryota; Viridiplantae; Streptophyta; Magnoliopsida; Poales; Poaceae. The transcript is spliced from 2 exons. The coding region runs from base 112 to 831 and encodes 239 amino acids. Gene Ontology annotation, molecular function: carbohydrate binding. The record is from RefSeq and is a predicted model, not a curated record.